CUUCCCCGAUUUCUCUCGUCUCUUAACGUCUCCCAGGGGCCAAACGAACCUUUCUCCGCUUUCUUCGUUGCUCAUUGACGGACUUCCCAACGAACCUCUCUCUCUCUCUCUCUCGUCUCUCCUUCGGUCCUUCCGACGUCCCUUCCCGAAGACAGUCUUCAGUUUUCUUACCGCCCAAAUGGCUCUAACGUUCCAUCCGCUUUCCUCGACCAAACCCAACAACCUCUUCCAAAAGCGCUUCCUUUCCUCCAAAAUUCCAUCUCUCUCCUCCCCUUCCACUUCCAUUUCACCUCCCUCUUCUCGCAAGUCUCGGCCCCUAUCCGUCCGAAGCUCUGUCGCCGUUGCUCCUUCUCCGGCGAAAGCCACCAAAGAAUCCAUCGUGAAAUCAAUCAAGGCGAGGCAAAUUAUAGAUAGCCGUGGGAAUCCGACGGUUGAGGUUGAUCUAGUAACUGAUGAGCUUUACCGAUCUGCCGUCCCCAGUGGAGCCUCAACUGGGAUCUACGAGGCAUUGGAGCUCAGAGAUGGGAACAAGAGCGUCUACGGUGGGAAAGGCGUUCUCAAGGCGGUUAAGAAUAUUAACGAGGUUUUGGCCCCCAAGCUGAUUGGCGUCGAUGUGAGGAAUCAAGCUGAUGUUGAUGCCAUCAUGCUAGAGUUUGAUGGAACACCUAAUAAAUCAAAAUUGGGAGCUAAUGCCAUUCUAGGGGUAUCAUUGAGCAUCUGCAGGGCUGGUGCAGGAGCAAAAGGAGUGCCUCUAUACAAGCACAUUCAGGAAUUAGCUGGAACCAAGGAACUUGUUAUGCCAGUUCCAGCUUUCAAUGUAAUUAAUGGGGGCAGCCAUGCUGGCAAUAAUCUGGCCAUGCAAGAAUUCAUGAUACUACCGGUAGGUGCUGCUUCAUUUGCUGAGGCUUUGCGUAUGGGCAGUGAAGUUUAUCAUAUUUUGAAGGGCAUUGUCAAGGCAAAAUAUGGGCAAGAUGCAUGCAAUGUUGGAGAUGAAGGAGGAUUUGCUCCCAAUGUACAAGAUAAUAGAGAGGGACUGGUUUUGCUCAUUGAUGCGAUUGAAAAAGCUGGUUACACAGGCAAGAUCAAAAUAGGGAUGGAUGUUGCAGCUUCGGAGUUCUUCACCAAAGAUGGGAAAUACGAUCUGAACUUUAAAAAGCAGCCAAAUGAUGGAGCUCAUAUACACACAGCUCAGAGCCUCUGUGAACUGUACAAAGAGUUUGUCAGAGAAUUCCCCAUUGUGUCCAUAGAAGAUCCCUUUGACCAAGAUGAUUGGAGCUCAUGGGCUUCACUAGAGUCUUCGGUUAAUAUCCAACUUGUAGGAGAUGACUUGUUGGUCACGAAUCCAAAGAGAAUUGCUGAAGCUAUUCAGAAGAAGGCUUGCAAUGCUUUGUUACUGAAGGUUAAUCAAAUUGGGACAAUCACAGAAUCCAUUCAAGCAGCUCUUGACUCAAAAGCUGCAGGCUGGGGUGUGAUGGUCAGUCAUAGGAGUGGUGAGACGGAGGAUAACUUCAUAGCAGAUCUCUCUGUUGGCUUGGCGAGUGGACAGAUCAAAACAGGAGCUCCUUGCCGAAGCGAGCGGUUAGCCAAAUACAAUCAGCUACUGCGUAUUGAAGAGGAACUUGGAAAUGUGCGUUAUGCUGGAGAGUCUUUUAGAUCUCCUUAGGAAAUAUUUUUGUUGGAAAUUAAGUCCUGGAUCAAAUUCAUCCAAUGUUAGAAAAUAAGAGCAGAUCUGCCAUGAAUGGAGGAUGGCAGAUCAUGUAGAUUAAGGUUCAGCAAGAACUAGAGAUGUUUCUUGGUAGGACCAUUUGGUUUAGAUGGUAUUUCUAAUGGAUAUCGGUAUUUGGAGGGUUAGAAAGUGAGUUUUGCUUGCUGAAACAAUUUAUUAUGUCACUGAAUAUAAAAAAUUUUGGUUUGUUUCAAUGUUUUUGGACUCUGUAUCAAGUUGAAAUUGAUUCUUCACCAUUUCUUUCUGGUCCCAUUUAUGUUUCAA
Nelumbo nucifera (sacred lotus) is the source of this 1990-nucleotide messenger RNA. RefSeq lists its product as uncharacterized. Gene Ontology annotation, cellular component: phosphopyruvate hydratase complex. The record is from RefSeq and is a predicted model, not a curated record. NCBI's taxonomy places the organism in Eukaryota, Viridiplantae, Streptophyta, Magnoliopsida, Proteales, Nelumbonaceae. Gene Ontology annotation, molecular function: magnesium ion binding; phosphopyruvate hydratase activity. Gene Ontology annotation, biological process: glycolytic process.